AUGGGAUUAUUAGGAUCUCGUCUCAAUUCUUUUCCAAUGGAGGGGUAUUUGAAACUGAAUCCCGACGAUGGCGAUCCAUUAAAUGAUCCAACCAAAUACAGAAGAUUGGUUGGGAGAUUGAUUUACCUAACAGUAACAAGGCCAGACUUAGUAUACUCUGUGCAAAUCCUAAGUCAAUUUAUGCAGAAUCCUCGGAAACCACAUUGGGAAGCUGCUCUAAGAGUUUUGCGUUUCAUUAAAGGGAAUCUUGGUCAAGGAUUACUCUUUCCUUCAUUCAAUGAUCCUACGUUAAAGGCUUAUUGUGAUUCAGAUUGGGCGGGUUGUGAGACAACUCGAUGUUCAAUUACGGGAUUCUGUGUAUUUUUGGAAAAUUCUUUGAUUUCUUGGAAAUCAAAGAAACAAACCAAUGUGGCUCGUUCUUUCGCUAAAGCCGAAUAUCGAGCCAUGGCUGCAACAUGUUCGAAAAUUACAUGGAUACGACAUAUUUUGGAAGAUCUCAAAGUUCCACAAAGCCAGCCAACAUCCUUAUUUUGUGACAACCAGGUAGCUCUCCACAUUGCAAAAAUUGCGAUUUUCAUGAACGCAUGA
This is a messenger RNA of Rhododendron vialii, 588 nucleotides long. RefSeq lists its product as uncharacterized. The transcript has a single exon. The record is from RefSeq and is a predicted model, not a curated record. The coding region runs from base 1 to 588 and encodes 195 amino acids. Lineage: Eukaryota; Viridiplantae; Streptophyta; Magnoliopsida; Ericales; Ericaceae.